Messenger RNA from Panicum hallii, 1206 nucleotides. RefSeq lists its product as uncharacterized. The record is from RefSeq and is a predicted model, not a curated record. The coding region runs from base 143 to 859 and encodes 238 amino acids. The transcript is spliced from 2 exons. NCBI's taxonomy places the organism in Eukaryota, Viridiplantae, Streptophyta, Magnoliopsida, Poales, Poaceae.
CUUUCCCUCUCUCACUCCUCCAGCCUCACGUACGCUAACCCCAACCUCCCCCAAGCUCCUCCGCUUGCAGCACCAACCCGCGCGCGCGCGCGCCCCCACCUCUCCCCAGGAAGCGAAACAAAACGCCUGCUCGCGCGCCGCCAUGGGCAACGCUCUCGCCGGCCGCCGGCGCGCGGCCAAGGUGAUGACGGUGGACGGCGCGACGUUCCGGUACAAGACCCCCGCCGCGGCGGGCGCCGCGCUGCGCGGCCACCCGGGCCACCAGCUGCUCGAGUCCGAGGAGGUGCGCCGGCUCGGCGUGCGCGCGCGCCCGCUCGACCGCGACGCGCCGCUCAAGCCCGGGAAGCUCUACUUCCUCGUCCAGAUCCCGCGCGGCGCCGCGGCGGCGGGCGGCGACGACCCGCGCGCGCCGCGCAAGACGUGGUCGGGCGCGCUGCACGUGGGCGCCCGGGAGCGCCUCGAGAGCCUGAUGCUGUCCCGGCGCACCGUGUCGGACGUGGCGUCCAUCGUGCCGUCCUCGGCCGCGCGCCUCGCCGCGGCCGGCGCCCCCGCGGGGUCGCCGAAGCCGCCGCCGUCCGUGGAGGUGGGCGCGGACGGCGCCGUGCGGCUGCGGAUGCGGCUGCCCAAGUCCGAGGUGGCGCGGCUGAUGAAGGAGAGCCGGGACCCCACGGAGGCCGCCGAGCGGAUCAUGCAGCUGUGCGUGGCCAGGGACCAGGGCGCCGCCGCGCCGCCGCCGCCGACGGCGCGAGCGCCGCUGUGCUCCGCGCUGUCCGGCAGGAACGCGACGACGGCGGGCACGGGCUUGAAGAAAGAGAAGCGGACGAGGUUCAUGGCGGUUCCGGACGAGAUCAUCGGAUGACUACACGGCGCGGGGUCGUCAAAGCGUAGUCUUGUUUUGCCUGUCUUCUUGGGUUGUUUUUCUCCUUUUAUAGUGUGGUAGAUCGGUCUCUUCGGCAAGAGAGGGGCUAGAGGAGCUGCUGGGGCUUGGAACAUGAGAAGCUGCUCGGACACCUAUGGCUUCCUAUCUGAUCUCCCCAGCAAUUCCUCAAGUCUUUUGAAGUCUUAGGCAACCUAAAAAAAAAGUAUAUAUAGUAUAGUAGUUAAUUAGGAAGCAGAAAAAAAUGAAGAAAAGCUAGCAGCAGUUUGUACUGUACUGUACUGGUGUGAGACAUGGCAUCUGCAGUAUUUAGCCACCUUGCAUGAUCA